AUGGCAGCCGAAGACAAUCAACAAGCGUUCGAGAAGGACUUCGGAAGCGGAAGCAACUCCGAUGGCAUCAACGGAGGUGUUCCUACCCACCAGAUGUCCGCUGAUGAGACGGCCAGGGCCGCCGCACGCUUUGGAUAUGGCCCUCUCGCUCAUGUGAACACCGCUGAGGCUCAGCUCCGUCCCUUCGGUGGUGAGUUCCAGCCCGGUCUGUAUAAGUCGGUCGAGCACCGUAAGUUCGGUAACCCGGCCCCUCUGGGCCUAUCUGCUUUCGCUCUCACCACCUUUGUGCUGAGUGCGAUUAACAUGGGAACGCGCGAUAUCGCGGAACCCAACAUUGUGGUUGCUCUGGCCUUUGGCUAUGGUGGUCUUGUUCAAUUGCUUGCUGGCAUGUGGGAAAUGGCCGUUGGAAACACCUUUGGUGCCACUGCCCUGUCCUCUUAUGGUGGUUUCUGGCUUUCUUUCGCCAUCGUCCUCACCCCAGGUGGAUUCGAAAUUGCGAAGGCUCUCGGGGGCGCUGGCACAUCAAAAUUCGACGACUCCUUCGGAAUAUUCCUCAUGGGAUGGUUCAUUUUCACCACCAUUCUGCUCUUCUGCACCCUGAGAUCCACAGUGGCUUUCUUCCUGCUGUUCUUCUUCCUCGACCUUUGUUUCUUGCUGCUGGGUAUUGGGUACCUCCACCGCAACGCGGAGAAUAAGCCCAACCCUCCCAUCAUCAAGGCCGGUGGUUUCUUUGGUUUCAUGGCCGCAUUCGCCGCCUGGUACAAUGCCCUCGCCGGUAUUGCGGACAACAGCAACAGCUUCUUCAUUCUCCCCGUUGCCCACUUCCCCUGGUCUCCCACUGCUCGCAGUCGCAAGACCGAACGCGAGCAAGCCUAA
Molecule: messenger RNA, 876 nt
Organism: Aspergillus alliaceus
Lineage: Eukaryota; Fungi; Ascomycota; Eurotiomycetes; Eurotiales; Aspergillaceae
Product: acetate uptake transporter family protein
Exons: 3
Coding region: 1-876 (291 amino acids)
Cellular component (GO): plasma membrane
Molecular function (GO): acetate transmembrane transporter activity
Source: RefSeq, a predicted model, not a curated record